Molecule: messenger RNA, 1143 nt
Organism: Fusarium venenatum
Lineage: Eukaryota; Fungi; Ascomycota; Sordariomycetes; Hypocreales; Nectriaceae
Source: RefSeq, a predicted model, not a curated record
AUGUCGGCUCAGAUGGGCCCUGUGGACUCUUCAGUCCAGGUUGUCAAGCCAAUACUGGGGUUUGUCCUGGCUGAACUGAUCAUCAAUUGCUUCAUCGUGUUAUUAGUCCUCCUUGUUGUUGGACUACGAGUUGUUGGACGACUAGCAGGGCCUGGUCUUGGGUGGGACGAUGGUUUUGUCAUCUUCGCAACGCCGCUUGGUGUAGCAAUGCUUUGUUGUCAAGGACUCUUUGCGCCUGCUGGAAACGGAUACCCCCUUCCAACGAACCUAGAACUCGCCGCAAACAUUCCGUUCAUCCUCAAGUUGACAUUCUGUAUGCAAAUCAUCUAUGUCACUCUCCUCGCCGCAGUCAAAGCAAGCAUGCUUUCCUUCUUCAUUCGCGUCUUUCCUACUCCCUUCAUGCAAAAGGCUUCCAAGGCUGCUCUCGGCUUUGUUGGCCUGUGGACCAUCGCCUUCCUCGGAGCUUGUAUUUUCCUGUGUUCGCCAGUUCAGAAUCAGUGGGAGAACCCAUUGCAAUGCAAAGGACAAUAUAUGCCCAUGAUCCAGUCCUUAAUUGCCACCAACGCUGUUGGUGAUUUGAUCAUUAUGGCCCUUCCCAUGCACAGUGUUUGGGGCCUCAAGACAAGACGUGCUGAGAAGAUCGGUAUCACCUCUUGUUUCGCUCUCGGUCUAGCAUGUGUCGUAUGCGCCGUCUUCCGACUUAUCUACAUCUCGACCGUCGAUCUCAACGCCAACAUCACAGGCACCAUGGCUACCACCGUCUUCCUCUUUAUCCUCGAACCCAACCUGGCCAUCCUUUGUGUCAGUAUUCCCAUGCUGCGACCUUUCUACGCCAAGUACAAGAAGCGAAUGGGCGGAUCCCGACUCGACGAAUAUUCCAACUCGAGGAGCACCGGAUUCCGAGACAUGAGCCGAACAGGUGCCAGCAGCGCUGCCCCCGAGGCCGUUCGCGACCCCAAUCUAUCGACCUGGGAGAUGGACGACUACCGCCCGCAAGACAAGAUCCGGCAUGGAUAUAGCGUCUCGGGAUUCCCCGAUGAGUCAGGAUCCGAGAAGAACCUGACUGUUGGUUCGUCAGAGGCUCCCAAGGGCGAGAUCAGCGUCGAGACUAAGUGGACGGUUACACACUCUACUCGCAAAUAA